UAGCUCCCAUCUCACACUCACCAUCAUCUCUCCCAUAUUUUUUGUGCUGGAGCCCUCUCCUUGGCUGCUGUUGCCAUCCAUCCAUCCAUCCAUGUUUCAAUUCCAUACCAUGUCACCCUCUCACCACACAACACACUAGCUCCUAUCUUGCCUCCCACACUCUCUCUCUUUCUCUCUCUCUAGAUCUCUCCCUCUCUCUCUCUCUCCUACUGUUAGGGUUUGCCUCCUGCUUUAACCCCAGCAGCUAGCCACCUUUUGAUUUCCUUCUCUCUCUCUCUCUCAUGUGAGUCAUUGACAUAUUGACAUCCAACUCCACUAGCUAUGGCUAGCUAGCUAUAGCAAACAUUGUUAGCACACACACACAUACACCACUUUCUCUCUCUAUCUCUUGCAUAGUUGAAAUACUACUGUCUCAUUCUCACUUAGCUGCUAAGGAAUGCCACAUAAAUUAUAAAAGAGUACUACAGCACAAGUUGUGGUAGAGCAAUUGGAAAGAGAAGUUUGUAGUUUUCCUCUUCCUAACACUCUUCUUCUUCUCCUUUUUUCACCUCUGAGAAACUAAUUAAGCUAGUAGUAGUGUUCAAGAAGAGUAGAGGAAGGAGGAGACUGCAGCUUAAUUGUUCAUCUCAUCAUCACCAUGGUUUUCUCCUCGCUUCCAAUCUUCCUAGAUCCUCCAAAUUGGACUCAGAUACAGCAGCAAUCACUCCAGUGUCUCAUCGGCGGCGGUGGCGGCAGCGACCACCACCACCUGAUGCCACCGCCGUCCGGCCUGGCACCUUUGCCGAGCGCCGGCACGGCUGACACGGCGGCAAGCGCGCCGGCGGGAGGCUCAUCGGCGUCACUGCAGGCUGCGGCGGCGGCGGCUCAGCCGCGGCCGGCCGUCGUGUCGAUGUCGGAGCGCGCCCGGCUCGCCCGCGUGCCGCUGCCGGAGCCCGGCACGCUCCGGUGCCCGCGCUGCGACUCGACGAACACCAAGUUCUGCUACUUCAACAACUACUCGCUGUCGCAGCCGCGCCACUUCUGCAAGGCGUGCCGCCGCUACUGGACGCGCGGCGGCGCGCUCCGGAACGUCCCCGUCGGCGGCGGGUGCCGCCGCAACACCAAGCGCUCCAGCAAGAAGUCGUCCCGCCAGGGGGGAGGCGGCGGCGGCGCGGCGGGAGGAGGAGGCGCCACGGCCGCCACGUCGUCGUCCUCGACCACCUCCACCUCCACGACGGCCACCACCUCGAGCGCCGCCGCGGCCGCGGCAGCCGACGUGAUUGCCAGCAUGCAGGGCGCGCUGCCGCACCACCUCGGCGUCCUCCCGUCGUCCGCCGCCGCCGCCGCCCUUGAGGCGUCGCUGGAAGGGUACCACCACCACCACCACCACGGCCACCACCUCGGCCACCUGCCACUCCUGCAGCCGCCACCUUUCUUGCAGCAAGGCCUCCAUGGCUACCACUUCGCCGACGGUGACGGCGGCCUCCUGGCCGACGGGUUCCCGAGAGGCGUGGCGUCAGGGCUGCUAGCCCAACUGGCGUCCGUCAAGAUGGAGGAGCACGGAACCGGCAAUGGCGCCGGCGCCGGCGCCGGCGGCUUCGGCGGAGCGCAUGAGCAGUACUGGCCCGGCAAUGCCGGCGCCGGCGGUGGCUGGCCGGCGGAGUUCUUGUCCGGGUUCAGCUCCUCGUCGUCGGGGAAUGUGUUGUGACCGUCGGGAAAUCCAUGGAUGCAUGGAUGAUAUUGCCACAGAGUUAGGUCUCCCUUAGUUUUAGGGUUAUGUGUGGCAUGCAUUGCAUGGGUUGUGUUCUUAGAUCACUUAAUUAGGCUGGCUUUAAUUUGUUGGGUUUUUUUACAUGUUCUGUAAUUUUUCUCUCUUUUUCUUUUUUACUUUGAGUUGCAAGGUCAAUUAGCUGCUAAAUGUGUUGUGUAAUUAGCAGCUGAUGAUGUAGUGGGUGAAAUGAUGCAGGUGUUAAACUCAUGGAGAGGAAGCGGGGGGG
Messenger RNA from Oryza brachyantha (malo sina), 1976 nucleotides. RefSeq names its product dof zinc finger protein DOF5.1-like. Gene Ontology annotation, molecular function: DNA-binding transcription factor activity; DNA binding. Lineage: Eukaryota; Viridiplantae; Streptophyta; Magnoliopsida; Poales; Poaceae. The record is from RefSeq and is a predicted model, not a curated record. Bases 638 to 1687 code for a protein of 349 amino acids. Gene Ontology annotation, biological process: regulation of DNA-templated transcription. The transcript has 2 exons.